This is a messenger RNA of Rubroshorea leprosula, 588 nucleotides long. The record is from the annotation of a GenBank genome assembly. NCBI's taxonomy places the organism in Eukaryota, Viridiplantae, Streptophyta, Magnoliopsida, Malvales, Dipterocarpaceae.
AUCCUCUCUGUCUUCAUCUCAACUAAGAAUCGACGAAUCGAUGAAUCGGUGAUUCCCUUCAAGCUCUCAACCUCUCACCGUGCCGUCUCUAGAACCACUGCAAUGCUCACCGCUCACCACCUCUCACUGCUCACCUCCAGCUUCAAGGCUAGGUCAUCCUCUUUCUACUGUCGCAUGGCCAUCUCAACUGUGAUUCGCUCUCAGCCUCUCACCGUGCCGUCACUACAACCACUACAAGUCUGCAACGCUCACUGCUCACCUCCAGCUCCAAGGUUGGGUCGUCCUCUUUCUGUUGUCGUGUGGCCUCCUCCUCUGCAACUCUGCCUUGGAUUCUUUUCAAACUCUCCAACUCCAGGUAUCAAUUACAUGUAGUUUUUGAAGCUACAGUUUUUGUGCUUUUGUGCUUUAGUGUUUCUAACUAGUAAUUUUUGUAUUUUUAACUAGUAAUUUUUAAUUUAAUUUUUGUGCUUUAGUGCUUGAGUGUUUUUAACUAGUAAUUUUAGUGUUUUAUCUAGUAAUUUCUAAUUUAAUUUUUGUGUUUUAGUGCUUUGUGUUUUAGUGCUUUGUGCUUUAGUGCUUUAGUGUUUC